GGCGCCGCCCCGGCCUGUGGGCAGCGGGCGCGGCGACGGUGACGUCACACAGGUUGCCCGGAGAUGCCGGUGUGUCGCUUCUUUCUCGAGGGCCGCUGCCACUUCGGGGACAAGUGCUGGAACCAGCACCCGCGGGGGGCAGCCAAUCAGCAACCCCGAGACAGCCAGCACCCCAGAGACAGCCAGCACCCAGCAGGUUACAAUAGUAACAGGGGAAGCUGGGGAAAUCAGUUCCAGAAACCUCAAUCUAGUUAUAUUCAGCCCUCUAACUUCUCCAGAAACACAACAUGGGUAAAAGGUGGCAGGGAAGACGACCGAAGAGGGUUUGGGUAUCAAGAUGCUGGGAAGAAAGAAUUUUCAAGUUCCGGAAACUUCAUUCAGAACAGAUUUACGACUCUGUCGAACACCAAUCAAGCAGAUGAGACAGAAAAUGUAUUGGAAUUGUUUCGAAAAGACAUUGAAAUAUGGGAAAGCUCUGGACAAUGGCUGUUCUCCUGUUAUUCCUUUGCCAAGGAAUAUGCUUGUAUUUCAGGUCUUGCUGAAUUCUCCCCUGAAGAAUUACGUCUGGAGUACUAUAAUACCAGGACUGGAGGCCACGUACAAAAUUAUGUCGAUUCCAUUGCACAAUUAUCAAAUCUACAGCGGAGCAAAAUGGCUGAACUGAAGAAGCCAAAUCCAUCCACAAGAUCAAUGCUGUUAGAAGAACUGAAAAGGCCCAACCAGAAGAAACCUUCGUUAGGUUUUGGUGGAGCGCAAGUGUCAUCCUUUGGCUCCUCAGGUUUUGGCUCAAGUCCAGCAAAUAGCAACACGUUCAGCUUCAGGCCCAGUGCUGGACUGGCAGAUCCCACAACAUCCUCUUGCUUUGGAAACCCUGCGUCCUCCUCUCCUGCUCCAUCAUCAUUUGGAGCUAAGGCAGCUUCCUCAGUGUUCGGAAACACGAGUGUGUUUGGAGCGAGCCCCACACCAGCUCCAGUCACUUCCAUAUUUUGUACUACUGCACCUGGUGCAGCUCCAUCUUCUGUGUUUGGAAGUUCAGCUCCGUUUGGAAGCAGCAGUUUUGGGAACCCAACUGCAUGUACAUUCUCUUCGAAACUGGAGAAACCCGAAAAGGCAACAACAAAUGGGUUUGGAACCUUGGAGCCAGCCACACUAUCCUCCACUGUAUGUCAGCCCCAAAGCACACCAUUGAGCAGUAGUUCUGUCAAUGGGCAUGGUAAAUUGUACACACCUCGGUCUGAACUCUCAGCAGAUGAUCUACGAGAGUUUGAAGCAAAGAGGUUCACCCUGGGAAGAAUACCUUUAUGGCCUCCACCCAUUGAGCUGCUGAAUGUGUAAAUCUUGACACACUUGAGGCAUUUGCUUGCCAUGCUUGGCUGCGGUAACCCUUCACUGAGUGCACACUCAGUCAUUUUCUGUAAUACCAAUUAUAGUGACAAUGGUGACCGCAAUCAUUUUCUGAAUUUGCCUUCGAUUUUUGUUUCCAUCAAAAUUGGGGAUUUAAUGUGGCUGCAAUUUCAUAGAGAUGCUUGUUUUGAUUUCCUUUUCCCUAUAGACUUCACAGAUGCUUAUCUCUUCCAUGUUGUUCUGAAUAGAAGUUGAUAAUCAUCAGUCUGAGGCAGAUGUGUCCUUUUAUCUCCCAUCUUCCAGACCCAACACAGCUGGAAAAACUAUGCAUUUUAGUAAGAGGGUUUAAGAUAAGGGUGUUCUUGUAACCUGAAGCUAUUCAUUAUGAAGAAUAUUCAGAUUUAUUUGCAAGGAUGUAAGGUUUGCCUGCACUCUGUCAUUGGUCCCUAACUGAUAAAGUGGCCUGGAUUGACAUGGCACCUUUUCUCUCCCAAACCCCAUGGAUGUUGAAGCCAAUUAUUGGCCUCGUUCCACCGUAGUUAAAAACCAGCUAGCUCAGCACAGCCCAGGUAUUGAAUAAACUUUUCGUAUCAAAUGUGUUUUGCAAAGGUUAGCACAGGAGAACGUAGCAAGUGCAGGUUAAGAGGCAUAAGCUUUGAAGGUCUAUGCAAAGUGAUUAAGCAAACCAAUACAAAAUAUAGUUAGGAAAAAAGUGAAAUAGUCAACUGUGAAGGAUUGUUUUAUUAGCCAAAGUAUGUUGACAAAUAGAAUUGUAUAUUUGCAAUUAGCAAGAUAUAAAUUGCAGAUAUGCAUUCUUGAAUAAAUGUUUUUGCUACUGGUCAGGAGGUCUGAGUACUCUGCAGGCUGUUCUACAUUCAAGUACUAAAUAUUUUAAACUUGCUUUUAUUACUUGUAUCCUAGUAAAUAAUAAGUGAAGCUUACUUGCUUUUUAAUAUAUAAUAUAUAUACUUUGUCAUAUUCAAUAUAUGCGGACGAGUCAUGGUAAUGACUUGCUCAAUACAAAGAUGAGAGAGAGUUGCUUCUCGGCAGAGGUGCUAAACGUCAAGCAUGGGGGAGGAGGGAGUUGAGCAUGGUGGUCAUUGAGUGGUGUGACAAUGGUUUUUAGACAGAGAAUGGUGAUUCACUCUAUUUUCAGAAGAGAGAAUAGAAAGAAAUGGUAAAGUUAUUUAAACAGGACAGAACCGACUUCUGGAAACAAAUAGACCCUUUGACACAACUUUAUUAUAGAACUAACUAGCAACUACUACUUGUGCUCCAUUAUUAAUCUGGGCUUCUCUUUCUCCUUUGGUCUCAAGUGGAAUAUUCAUCUCCUUGUAUUGCUAAUGCUACUUUCAAGAAGCUUGCUUUCCUACUGAAUGCUUAACAUUUAUUUUCCAACAACUCUUAGCUUGCUAUAAAGCCAAAGUCUGUCCAAAAUGAGAACACUGCUUACAUAUCUUGGAAGGCUCUUUUUAACCCUUUCCUCCCAUUCCUCGACACAGACUAAGAAAAGUUUUGUUGUCUGAGAAGUGUUGAAAUGUCUCCUACUUAAUUCUUUCCUCAGACUUCAAGCCUUAACUCCUUACCUUCCCCAGUCUGCGUCUUACUGCAAUCUACAAUCUUGAUAUAAUCCAGCCACUUGAUUUGAACUCUCUUUUUCAACCUUGAUGUACUAUCUUGCCAAUUCUUGUCUAUUUCUCAAUCUAUUAAUAAAAAUAUUUUGUCCAUGCAUGUCUUGUUCUUUUCUGAUACGUCCAUCCAGCACUCAGCUUGUGUGUGUGUGAGAGGGAGGGCAAAUGAGAGAGAUCAUGCUUUCCUGUCUAGUUUGGUCCAUCUUAUUCGUCAUAAUUAAUAUGAUAAGCAACUAAGGUGGUUGAAAGUUACAAUGUUUCCUGCAUUCUGAGUGUAUUUUGAGAAUUAAACUGGGCAAACAAUUUUUAGUUUCUUUCUCAUGUUUUAAGUACUAUAGUGAAAUUAGUUCACAAAAGUCUACAAGGCUGAGUUUGUGCAUUCUCCAAGCUCAGAGUACGGUUAAAUUUUGAGAAUAUUUAUGGAUUCUAGGAUCACAAAUAUAGAACAUUGUGUAUUAUGCUGAUCAGUGUAAGACAAUUUGCAAUGAGUGACCAUGGUCAUCAGUGGAUUACUGUCAUGGUCUUCAAUGGCUAUAGUAUAUGCAAAGAAGUAAUCAAUACAUUUUGUUUCAGUUACUGUUGUGAUUAAUGAGCUACAUUUUACAUCAUGGUGUAUCUACAAUUAAAAAGUGGUGUCCAUUC
This is a messenger RNA of Callorhinchus milii (elephant shark), 3617 nucleotides long. RefSeq names its product nucleoporin 42 (gene nup42). The coding region runs from base 64 to 1335 and encodes 423 amino acids. The transcript has 7 exons. NCBI's taxonomy places the organism in Eukaryota, Metazoa, Chordata, Chondrichthyes, Chimaeriformes, Callorhinchidae. Gene Ontology annotation, molecular function: nuclear export signal receptor activity; metal ion binding. The record is from RefSeq and is a predicted model, not a curated record. Gene Ontology annotation, cellular component: nuclear envelope.